Harpia harpyja (harpy eagle) is the source of this 831-nucleotide messenger RNA. It is a transcript of the gene FDX2, whose product is annotated as ferredoxin 2. Bases 30 to 515 code for a protein of 161 amino acids. NCBI's taxonomy places the organism in Eukaryota, Metazoa, Chordata, Aves, Accipitriformes, Accipitridae. Gene Ontology annotation, cellular component: mitochondrion. Gene Ontology annotation, molecular function: 2 iron, 2 sulfur cluster binding. Gene Ontology annotation, biological process: positive regulation of oxidoreductase activity; P450-containing electron transport chain. The transcript is spliced from 4 exons. The record is from RefSeq and is a predicted model, not a curated record.
CACGUGGCACGGGUCACGUGUAGCCCGUCAUGGCGGCCUCCAUGGCGGCGGCGGCGGCGAACCGCGGCUCCGUGACGCGGCGGCUGCUACGGGGAGCGGCGCGGAGCUUGAGCGGAGGCGGCGGCGGCGGCCGGGCCGCGGCGGAGGAGCCGGAGGCCGCCGUGGUGAACGUCGUCUUCGUGGACCGGGCUGGGCGUCACGUCCCGGUACGGGGCCGCGUCGGGGACAACGUGCUGCACCUGGCGCAGCGGCACGGGCUGGAGCUGGAGGGCGCCUGCGAGGCCUCGCUGGCCUGUUCUACCUGCCACGUCUAUGUCAGCGCUCCCCACCUCGACCGGCUCCCGGCCCCCGACGAGCGGGAAGACGACCUGCUGGACCAGGCCCCGCUGCUGCAGGAGAAUUCCCGCCUGGGCUGCCAGAUCCUGCUGACGCCGGAGCUGGAGGGGGCUCACUUCAUCCUCCCCAAGGUCACCCGCAACUUCUACGUGGACGGCCACGUCCCCAAACCCCACUGACAGCGGAGGGGGGGGGAACCCCCCCCAGCAGGAUGACACACCCCCCCAGCAGGAUGAAUCUACCCCCCAAAGCAGGGCACAGCCCGCCUUCGGGCGGUGAAGACCCCCCCACAUACACACACACCCCCCCCAAAGCAGGAGGAGACGCUGCGGGACAGCAGAGCUGGGGGGGGGGGACGACACACCGAUCCCGGGGUGGGGGCGACACCGGGCUCUGCCCUGCGUGCCCCCCCACGCCACCCCCCCCACUCUGGGGGCUCUGGAUUUGGGAUAACGAGCGUUGCGGUUUGUUAAUAAUAAAUCUCGUCUGAGCGGU